Messenger RNA from Uloborus diversus, 1580 nucleotides. RefSeq names its product F-box only protein 9-like. The record is from RefSeq and is a predicted model, not a curated record. Gene Ontology annotation, biological process: SCF-dependent proteasomal ubiquitin-dependent protein catabolic process. The transcript is spliced from 13 exons. The coding region runs from base 113 to 1465 and encodes 450 amino acids. Gene Ontology annotation, cellular component: SCF ubiquitin ligase complex. Lineage: Eukaryota; Metazoa; Arthropoda; Arachnida; Araneae; Uloboridae. Gene Ontology annotation, molecular function: protein binding.
UUUGUUAGCUAAGAUGGCGGCUUUGUUGAUAGUACGCAGAUGUACUUGCGGUGUCAUUCGUUUCAAUUCCGAUAGAGAAUUAGACGUCUGAAAGAAUAAACAGGAUUUCAAGAUGGAUAACUCAAACUGCAACUCUUCUACAAGUAUGUCAUCCAAUAGGGCUGGAAACCCUGCUGAUGUAGGUGGGAGCUCAGAAGAUGUUGAUGAUGCUCAAGAUGAAGAAUCUUCUUCCUCAUCAAAUGUGGAAACGGAACUUGAAAACUUCCGUCUGCUGUGGAAAAAAGAAAUUGAAUCUUCUCCAUUCAAAGGAAAGUUUAAAAGCAAAAUGAGAGCAGUCACUUGUUCUACUGAUACGGUAGCUGAGAAUGUUGAACAAGAAGCUCGGUGGUUGUUUUUGCACGGUGUUCAAGCAGAAAGGAUGGGAAAAUUGCAAGAUGCUAUAUCAUUUUAUCGUCGAGCUAUACAGCUUGUGCCUGACAUAGAAUUUAGAAUUGAGGAAAAUUCCCUUGAAUAUACAGAUUUCUCUGAUGAAUCAGAUGAGUCAAGUGCUUAUGAUGGAAAUUCAUCUGAGAGUGAAGAUGAAGUGGACAAUCUUGUUUGUAAAUUUCAGAUGCUAGCUUCUAAAUCUUCUAACUUUAGUUCUUGUUUGCCAAAACAUGAGCAAAUGGCUAGCCAUUUCUCAGACCUUCCAUUUGAAAUUUUUAUGUAUAUUUUACGAUGGGUAGUAGGACAAGAUCUUGAUGUAUUUUCUUUGGAACAAAUAUCAAGGGUAUGUCGAGGUUUUUAUGUUUGUGCCAGAGAUCCUGAAAUAUGGAAGUCUAUUUGUUUAAGGAUAUGGGAUGUAAAUGUUGAUACUCCAAAUAAAUAUGGCAGUUGGAGGGAUAUGUUUAUUCAACGUCCUCAUUUGUCUUUCAAUGGUGUGUAUAUCAGCAAAACAACUUACGUAAGGUAUGGUGAAUCUUCAUUUCAAGAUGCAAAUUAUAGGCCUUGUUAUCUAGUUGAAUAUUACAGAUACUUACGAUUUUUUCCAGAUGGAGUAAUUCUGAUGCUUACUACUCCAGAUGAUCCAUACCAAUCUUUGUACAAGCUUCGCCAACAAAAGUCAAAAUACCCAAAUGUAAUGUAUGGUCGCUACAAGUUAGUAGGUAGUACUGUAAUGGCUGUAGUAAAAAAACCUAAAUCAGAUACUGGUAGUGCUCAAAUACCAAAUUACAGAUACAGGCGUCAGAGGCAAGCAAAUAUUUCAGAAACAGAAGACCAAACAUUUCAUCUUGAGCUUGAAGUGAAAAAUUACAAAAAAAGAUUGAACUGUCAGCUAAACUGGAAUCGUUAUUCUAUUCAUAUCAUUUACAGAAAUGGCCAGGAAGCUGUUUCAAACUUUGACUUACUGCCCACAAAUUUUCCAUGUUUUUGGUUUUCUCGAGUGAAGAGUUUUACCAUUGAAUCUGAAAGUCCUUUAAAGUAAAAAAUGAAACUGUAGAAGCUUAGCAGACAACUUUUUAUUAUUCAGAUUUCUAGGAGAAACCUAGCCAAUAUUAUAUUCAUUGUAUUAUAAAUAAAUUUUAUGCCAUUUUGUUGAA